ACCAUCACCCCGACCAUAUCUUGAACGAUCCCCAGCCAUGUCCGUCGAGAGCCCGCCUCAGGCGCCGUCGUUCGGCCACCCAGGCCAGCACGACAUCAUCUCCGAGAUUUUCAACCUCGACCUCUUUGCCCCAGCAACCCAGAACGACUCCCAUCCGUCCAGCGCCUCAAACGACUCCUCCCCGCAGUCCCAGUACUCCCACCUCGCCACCCCCAGCCCCAUCAACGACCCGCUGCACACCUUCCCCCAGACGCACCCGGGCGAGUGGGACUUCUCGUCCAUGUUUGGUGGCGAUCAAAUGAAAGACGACAUUUUCGGCAGCGGGUCCGCCGUCUUGUCAGCCUUCGAGCCAUCCCCUAUGGUCGACGCCAACUACGCCCAGCCUACUAUGGGCAUUGAUCCGCAACUCAUGGAGUCACCUACUGCAGAGACGGACGAGAGCCCCGAACCCGCUACAGCUGAAGAGCAGCAGUCGUCGCCGCCGGAGCCACAGCCGGCCCCAAAGACCGAGGAGAAGAUCAUGCUCACGAUUCAACCUGUAAAGGCCGCCGGACAUGGCUCCAAGCGCCAGGGUACCGUCGCAAGUGGCGGUAUUACCAAGACGCGCGCGUCUCGCAAGGCGCCUCCCCCUUCCCCCGUAGUUCAUCGCGCGCCGUCUCCGACACCUUCCGACGAUAUGAUGGGUGAGGAGGAUUGGCGUCCGUCGCCCGAGGUACUUGCGAAGAUGUCAAGCAAGGAGAAGAGGCAGCUGCGCAACAAGAUCAGCGCCAGGAACUUCCGUAUUCGUCGCAAGGAGUACAUCACCCAUCUUGAGUUUGACAUUGCCGAGCGCGAUCGUUUGCUCGACGCCAUCCGCACAGAUCUCACGAGCACGCAGAGUGAGAAUCAAGCGCUGCGGAAGGAAGUCGAGGCGUUGAAGCAGGCGCUCCUCGCUGGUCGCUCUGGUGCGGUCGAACUCCCGCCUCCGAAGGAACUCGUCAGCGUGCAGGAGAUGAUGGAGGCUACAUCUGGCAAUAACGCUCGCCCCUCCACUCCGCCCUCCUCGAGUGACGACAACCUCGUCAAGCCCAAUACUCAGAAGGACCUCAGCCCGAACGCCAACUCUGCCUUCUGGGGCGGCUGGGGUAUGGGCGGUGGUGUCACACCUGUGCACACUGUCCUCGUCCCGUCGCCGUUUGAGAAGGACGCGCAGCGUAAGGAUUUGCAGGAGAACAUCAACCCGGCGAUGAACGAGAACCUGAACCCGAACCUCAACGCGCGGGUCAGCGAUAUCGCCCCCAAGGCGGGCUUCGACGGCUUCGCCGACCGGGAGAUGUUCACGAUGAAGUCUUUGGAUGCGUACCGCAUGCACCUCUGGUCGAAGAUGGCUGCGAGCCACCCGCAACAGCAGCGCCCCACGACGCCUUACUCCCCCUCUUCGUCGCACACCUCGCCAUCUCCGCCUUCAUCUCCCUCGCCCUUCUACACCGGCCCCGCCGCGAACCACAGCCCCUAUUUGUCCGGCCUUGCCGGUGCGCUGCGUCCAGCAUACUUCAAGGCCCCGGUUACCUCGCCCUCUCUCAGCAGUCUCUUGUCCGGCAAGCACUCGGGCUCGGGUCUUUCGUCGAUGUCGUCGCUCGCGGCUGCGCUGCCGACACCGAAGGAGGAGCGCGCGAAACUGCCCAGCGCCCACGAGGAGAAGCAGCACAAGGAGGCUGCCGCCGCGGCGAUGGUCGCGUCGCAGACGGUGCUUGGAAAGCUCGGGAGUGCGUUCUGGGACGCGUUCUCAGGAUCGAAUUCGGGCAGUGCGUCGUCGUCACACGGUGCGUCUCUCGACAGCGACAAGGUCCGCCGCGUUCUGGAGGGCAAGGCCGUGCUCAAGGUUGUCGAUGUGGAUACGGCACCGACGCAGGCGCCGAAGUCGCCGUCGCCGUCCAUGGCCUCAUUGAAGUCCAGCACGAGCGCGCUGAAGCCCAUCCGCCCGACGAUCCGGGAGAAGCGCUCGUCAGAGAAGUGUGCGUCGACGAUGUCGAUGACGGAUAUGCUCGAGGAGAGUAUGCGCAGUCUCAGCUUGGGUCGGAGGGCGUAAGAUGUUGGUUCUCAAUCCAUCAUCUACCGCCCAGCGUGGCGAGCGCCGGAGUGUCGCCAGCUGUUUCUUGUUGCAUCGUUCAUCAAUCGUCCAUUCACUCAUCCACCUACAUAUACGCACUACUCCAUCCACUUUGUCUCCCCGUCUCGGAUUCUGUCACAUCGUCUCUCACCCUGAAGCAUACUUUCACCUACCUACCUAUCCUUGCGGUUCCCGUUGGUGUUGUCGGCCUUGUUUCCUCCUCUUUAUUUAUUCUUGGCCACAUCCACCCCACUCCAACAAACAAACCGAACCAAUCCACAAAGCGUCACUGCUGCCAGCAUCACCAUCGCCACCGCGGACUCGAUUGUUUUUCCUGUGCGCCAUAGCCAUACCACUGUCCUUACCUCGCGGUCUGUUCGUUCGUUGGGGCGUUGUCGCCCCGCCUUCGAGCUCGACCAUCGAGCCGAGACGAACGCAUCAUGACCGGCGUUGUGAACCUUUUCCCUUCGUCCUUCCCCAUCCUCGUUGUGAAUUCUAGCUUUCUGUCUUCCUUACCUACCGCCUACAUAUAUACUUACUAGUGUCAUCGGUGCUCGAGUAAUAGUUCCAAGAGAAGUGUAACAUACAAAGUUCGUAGCAAUAAAGGUUUCUAUCAGUGACUGGUG
Messenger RNA from Schizophyllum commune H4-8, 2715 nucleotides. RefSeq lists its product as uncharacterized. The coding region runs from base 38 to 2068 and encodes 676 amino acids. Lineage: Eukaryota; Fungi; Basidiomycota; Agaricomycetes; Agaricales; Schizophyllaceae. The record is from RefSeq and is a predicted model, not a curated record. The transcript has 4 exons. Gene Ontology annotation, molecular function: DNA-binding transcription activator activity, RNA polymerase II-specific; transcription cis-regulatory region binding. Gene Ontology annotation, cellular component: RNA polymerase II transcription regulator complex.